This is a messenger RNA of Temnothorax curvispinosus, 2732 nucleotides long. Its product is annotated as Golgi resident protein GCP60. Gene Ontology annotation, molecular function: fatty-acyl-CoA binding. The transcript has 4 exons. Gene Ontology annotation, cellular component: Golgi membrane. The record is from RefSeq and is a predicted model, not a curated record. Bases 519 to 1985 code for a protein of 488 amino acids. NCBI's taxonomy places the organism in Eukaryota, Metazoa, Arthropoda, Insecta, Hymenoptera, Formicidae.
CGCGUCGAAUCCACGUUCGCGUUGGUUGCGCCGUCUUUCUCGGCAUUUUUUGCUCCGUGUCCAGCAGAUCAGCCAGAACAACUGUGUUCUCGAGAAUCUCGAGUAUCAAGUAUUAUUCUGAUACGCCGUCGUUUACGUUUUAUGUGCAUCGAUCGUACCAAUGGAUUUAGUCCGAAUAUAGUAUGUACUUGAUACGCGUACUAAACGGUCGGUGUAAACUAACAAUAAGCCAGACAGUCCAAACACAGCCACCCGCAGCCCGCAGCAGCGUCCGGCGUCGUGAUCAUUGGUGAUUUCGUCGUGCGUUUUAUUGCGUCUUUAUCGCGUGCGCGAACGUGUAGGCGCGCGCGCGCGCCUACAGAUCUUCGUCAUGCCGCUCACGAGAUAAUGCUGGGUAGGCUACGGGCUGCUGCUCGACGACCGUGUUCCGACGUGACGUUGGACGAGAGCGAAAGCGACGAGGUUAGGCACGCGCGAUUUAUAUCAAUCUUCGAUCGACGUGUCAAACACGAACGCAAAUGGCCGCUGCCGAAGAGGAUGUGUCCACACUCGGCGAGCGGAUUGACGAGCUGAGCAUUUCCGCGACGGAAGACGACGAGACGACGGCGGCCAGGACCGACGGCAAUGACGUGGACGUUACGACGAGGAGUUGCGAGCCGCGGCUCUGGGGCUUCGAGACGCGAGAGCUUUACAAGCUCGCGAUCAAUUUCUACAAAGAGAAAGAAGGCAAAGCUGUCCAUCUCUCUUACGAGGAUAAACUGAAACUGGUGGCGUUCACGCAACAAGUGACGCAUGGAAAAUGUACAGCUGAAAAUGCACCACCAUUAGGUGUCCUGGACAUGAUCGGAAGAGACAGGCGCUUGGCAUGGCAAAAUCUGGGAUAUAUAUCGAAGGAGCAGGCGAUGGAAGGAUUUAUAGUAUUGCUGGACAAACUUUGUCCUUUAUUCAGAACUGUAGUUGAAGCGCAAAAAAGAGAUUUUGAAGAAAAGCAACGGCUUAAGAGAGAAGAGGAGGCCAAAAAACUGGAAGAGGAAAAGAAACUUAAGGAGCUAGAAGAGGAGAGGAAGAAGCAGGAGGAAGAGAGAUUGAAGGAGGAAACUCAAAGGAGGCAGAUUCAGGAUGCUUUGAAUCAACAAACGUAUUAUCAGUUCAAAAUAUACGCUGAGCAACAGUAUCCUGGCAAUCCAGAGCAGCAAGGCGUUUUGAUUAGGCAAUUACAGGAACAGCAUUAUCAUCAGUACAUGCAGCAACUUCACCAGAACCAGUUAGUUAUUGAGGACCAAAAUGAGGAGGAAGAAGAGGAAAAGGAGAAGACGAAGAAAAAGAGCGUCCAAUCGGAAAAUGUGACGUGCAAAAAUGACGAUAACGACGAUGACGUCAACAACAAGGAUGACACGAACGAAAAUGUGAAUGAUGAAGAUUCAGAUGAGGUGGAGGACUGGCCGCCCAUAACUCCUGCAGAGAUGUGGACGAGAAAGGGCGUGGAGGAAUUUAAGCAGACCAUCAAAAGGGAAACGGGCGACGCGGUCAUCAAGGUCGGCCACGGGGAAACCGUCACGGUGCGAGUACCGACGCACGAAGACGGUACGUGUCUGUUCUGGGAGUUUGCAACAGACGGUUACGAUAUUGGUUUCGGGGUUUAUUUCGAAUGGUCGAAACCAGAGACGAAUCAGGUGUCCGUAUACAUAAGCGAGUCGGAAGAAGACGAGGACGAGGAGGAGUACGAACCGCGGGAAGAUCUAGAGAGCGGGUCGGUGAAUGGUAACGCCCGACCUGAACGUAGAACAACUACCCCACCUAUAAGCGUUAUAGUACCCAUAUAUAGGAGAGACUCGCAAGAGGAGAUUUACGCUGGAAGUCAUCAAUAUCCAGGCGAGGGAGUAUAUCUUCUGAAGUUCGACAAUUCAUAUUCGCUUUGGCGAAGUAAAACGCUUUACUACCGAGUGUAUUAUACGCGGCAGGGUUUCAAGAAUAAUAAUAAUUAGUCUUUACGUUGCAUAUCGAGACGUGAUGUAUAACGAGUACAUGUUGUUGAGCACUAGCCUUGGCAUAAUCGUCUACUGAUAAUGCUAGUCCAACUGAAUAAAGAAUCCCAUCUGUCCUAUUUGUUUAGUUCGCGCGAAAGCAACAAAACUGUUCACAUACAAAGAAAAUAUAUAUUUAUUAUAUAGUUAAGUAAGAACACGAUAUGUUCUGUAAAGUGGCAAAAGUGUGUGCGCGAGGAGAAAACGGAUUCUAGACUGUCCUCGAGAGGUGAGAAUUCCUAUGAGGCGUAUGUGUCAUAUGUAAAUUGGCAAUCGACUCUUCUACGUGCAUAAUAUUGCGUACCUGCGGCGAUUUUUGCGUACACCAUUCCUCGACGCAGGUGUCGUCAUCUCUUCGCGAUUUUUGACGAAAUUUUCAAGUGUUCGUAUCGGCGCGCCAAUCUUUAUGUAUACAUGAUGGUCUCUGUUUUAAAACGAAGGAUAAAGGCUGCGUUCCGAUAUUCACCGCCAAUACUAAAAAUCUAUAGUUUACGUCACAUACAUUAUAUAUUUUCAGUACUGGCAGUGAGUAACGGAACACUGCGUGUACACGCACGUUGUAUAUCUGUAUUAUCUAUGUGAAUACUGGCUUGUGGAAUGUUUUUUGCGACUCGAUGUUGUACAAACUUUAUCACCUAGCUUAGUUCACUGUCAUAGCUUUUAUUAAAAUUAUCUUAUUUUUCUUUAAAUAUAGCAGCAGAAUGCGCA